Pogonomyrmex barbatus (red harvester ant) is the source of this 2126-nucleotide messenger RNA. It is a transcript of the gene Rcd-1, whose product is annotated as Required for cell differentiation 1. Gene Ontology annotation, cellular component: CCR4-NOT complex. Gene Ontology annotation, biological process: mRNA catabolic process. NCBI's taxonomy places the organism in Eukaryota, Metazoa, Arthropoda, Insecta, Hymenoptera, Formicidae. The record is from RefSeq and is a predicted model, not a curated record.
GCGUCUGCGCAUUGCAACCAAUUUUCAUUGUAUUAUGGGUAGUAGGAGGAGUAUGAUUUAACCUUUCUAUAUAUAACCUUAUUCGAGAUGUAACUGUGUGUUGCGGUACCGUCGAAGCAUCUAGAAAACAUAUCGGUGAAGGAACGGUGCAAGUUUCACUAGGAGGACUGGUAGGCACUGUAAGAACGUGGAUUAACGCUUGGCUAAUUGUGUAUAUAGAAGUCUACGAGAGUUCCUGUAUCAUUAACAAUCUUAACUCGAUAUACACGUACGGACAUAAUCGUCAAGAGGUUAUACUCGAAUCAUCAACAUUUACUAGCCGGACCAGUCUCGCACAGAAGUUAGUUUUGCAGGGUCGUCAAUAAAAUACGAACGUAAACAGCAGUGAUAUUGACUGUGGACGGAAUACGAAACGGGCGUACAAAUCGCAAUACAGCUUACACCACACCAGAUCUACGAAACAGCAGCUGCUAUGAGCGCUCAGCAAAGCCCGGCUGCCUUACAGACAACUGUUGACCGCGAGAAAGUCUACACAUGGAUAAUUGAGUUGUCAAACCCCGAGACGAGAGAAAAUGCUCUUUUAGAGUUAAGCAAGAAGCGUGAGGUGGUACCAGAUCUGGCACCGAUGCUAUGGCAUUCAUUUGGCACUACGGCAUCUCUCCUGCAGGAAAUCAUCAAUAUUUAUCCAGCGAUCAAUCCUGCGACCCUUACAGCUUAUCAGAGUAAUCGAGUAUGCAAUGCCUUAGCAUUGUUGCAAUGUGUAGCCAGUCAUCCAGAAACGAGAUCUGCAUUCCUACAGGCUCAUGUACCACUGUUUCUGUAUCCAUUUCUACAUACCGUAAGCAAAACAAGACCAUUUGAGUAUCUCCGCUUAACGAGUCUUGGAGUAAUCGGCGCAUUAGUCAAAACCGACGAGCAAGAAGUGAUCACUUUUCUGCUCACUACUGAGAUCAUUCCGCUUUGCUUAAGAAUCAUGGAAAGUGGCUCAGAAUUGAGUAAAACUGUGGCGACAUUCAUAUUACAGAAAAUAUUAUUGGAUGAUAGCGGCCUGUCCUACAUCUGUCAAACCUAUGAUAGAUUCAGUCACGUCGCUAUGAUUUUAGGAAAAAUGGUUCUUUCCUUAGCCAAAGAUCCUUCUGCAAGAUUGCUGAAACAUGUAGUACGAUGUUAUCUGAGAUUAUCUGAUAAUCCAAGAGCUCUCUUAGCCUUACGACAGUGUUUACCAGAUCAGCUGCGUGAUAACACAUUUGCAACGUGUUUACAAGAAGAUGCUUCAACUAAGCAUUGGUUAAAUUUACUUCUUAAAAAUCUGGAAGCCGGUCCGCAACCGGGUCCGCCAACUCAAUCGAGUCAACAAGAUCCUAGAACAAUUGGUAUGUCACCACAUCUCACAUCUUAAAGUGUCUCGUAUCCUGAUAAUCUAUGAUAUGAUUAUCUAUGUACAGAUUUCAAAUAUUUUUUUUGUGAGUCAUUUUAAAUUCUUUUUCUACGUAAACGACGUAUGAUAACAGGCAGUUAUGUCAGCUACACAUUGUUACACAUAGUUACGAAUUGUGCUGUGAGAACUAGUGAUAAGUAUAUAUAUAAGCGAUGACAACCGGUUCAAUUUUAACAGAUAUCUUAUUUUUCUUUGGAUUAUAAGUCUACCUGAUAUAUAGUAAUCUCGACACAAAUCAAAAAUUUUGUACGAACAAGGUGUUUAAUGACAUAGAAAUUUUAAUGCAAGAUGUGAUGUGCAUAUAUCUAUACAAGAUAUUCCAAAUCUCUCGUAAAAAUUGUUGGUAGAUCCUUGAAAUCAUUUUAAGAUGAAAAUCCUAAUACUAAAUACUAAUAAAUUUUUAAAUAAUAUGAAUUUAAAUUAAAUUAUCUGAAAUUCUUUGACAUCUGUGCACUCAGAUAUAUUGCAUAUAUCUAUUGUAGUUAUCAUGAGUGUGAAAUUAAUUUUGAAUGAUAUUUAUCACAAACGAAUGAUAAUUUACGUACUUUUACUAUUGUGCCAAUGUGUAUAAUCCCUGUAUAAUGCGCGCAAAUUUAAUUAGCUAAUUUUAAACACUUCUCAUUUUGGUAUUUUUAUCUCAAUUUUUAUUUUGAGGAUUUUUAUUUCAAAAUGAUCUUAGAAUAAAUAU